AUGGAGAAAUUACAAGAAUAUUUAGAAAUAGAUAGAUCUUGGCAACAAGAAUUCCUAUAUCCACUUUUCUUUCAGGAGUAUAUUUAUACACUUGCUCAUGAUCAUGGUUUAAAUAGAUCGAUUCUUUACGAAUCUGCGGAGAAUUUAGGUUAUGACAAUAAAUCCAGUUCACUAAUUGUGAAACGUUUCAUUAAUCGAAUGUAUCAACAGAAUCAUUUCAUUAUUUCGACUAAUGGUAAUAGUUCUAACCAAAAAAAAUUUCUUGAGCACAACAAAAAUUUUGAUCUGAAAAUGAUAUCGGAGGGGUUUGCGGUCAUUGUGGAAAUUCCAUUCUCGCUGCGAUUAGUAUCUUCCCUAGAAGAGAAAGAACUAGUAAAAUCUCGUAAUUUACGAUCAAUUCAUUCAAUAUUUCCUUUUUUAGAGGACAAAUUAUCACAUUUAAAUUAUGUGUCAGAUAUACUAAUACCCCACCCCAUCCAUCCGGAAAUCUUAGUGCAAGCCCUUCGCAUCUGGGUACAAGAUGCCCCUUCUUUGCAUUUAUUGCGAUUCUUUCUCUACGAGUAUCAUAAUUGGAAUAGUCUUAUUACUCCAAAGAAAUCCAUUUACAUUUUUUCAAAAAAGAAUCAAAGAUUCUUCUUGUUCCUAUAUAAUUUUCAUGUAUAUAAAUGUGAAUCCAUAUUUCUUUUUCUCCGUAAACAAUCUUCUCAUUUACGAUCAACGUCUUUUGGAGCACUUCUUGAGCGAACACAUUUCUAUGGAAAAAGAGAACAUCUUGUAGUACUUUUUCAUAAUGAUUUUCAAACCACCCUAUGCUUGGUCAAGGACCCUUUCAUACAUUAUGUCAGAUAUCAAGCCAAAUCUUUUAUGGCUUCAAGGGGGACUCCUCUUAUGAUGAAUAAAUGGAAAUAUUACCUUGUAAAUUUCUGGCAAUCUUAUUUUUAUUUCUGGUCUCAGCCGGGCAGGAUCGAUAUAAACCAAUUAUCCAAUUAUUCUUUUGAUCUUCUGGGUUAUCUUUCGAGUGUACGACUAAAUUUUUCGGUGGUAAGGAGUCAAAUGCUAGAAAAUUCGUUUCUAAUAGAUAUUGCUAUUAAUAAGUUUGAUACCAUAGUUCCGAUUUUUCCUCUGAUUGGAUCAUUGGCUAAAGCGAAAUUUUGUAACGCAUUAGGGCAUCCCAUUAGUAAACCGGUUUGGACCGCUUCAUCAGAUUUUGAUAUUAUCGAUCGAUUUGGGCGGAUAUGCAAAAAUAUUUCUCAUUAUCACAGCGGAUCCUCAAAAAAAAAGAGUUUGUACCGAAUAAAGUAUAUCCUUCGACUUUCGUGUGCUAGAACUUUGGCUCGUAAACACAAAAGUACUGUACGCGCUUUUUUGAAAAGAUUGGGUUCGGAAUUAUUAGAAGAAUUCUUUACGGAGGAAGAAGAAGUUCUUUCUUUGAUCUUCCCAAGAGCCUCUUCUCCCUUGCGGAGGUUAUAUAGAGAACGGGUUUGGUAUUUGGAUAUUAUUCGUAUCAAUGAUUUGGUCAAUCUUGAUUGA
Molecule: messenger RNA, 1530 nt
Organism: Macadamia integrifolia
Lineage: Eukaryota; Viridiplantae; Streptophyta; Magnoliopsida; Proteales; Proteaceae
Source: the annotation of a RefSeq genome assembly